Phragmites australis (common reed) is the source of this 1811-nucleotide messenger RNA. Its product is annotated as cytochrome P450 81Q32-like. The coding region runs from base 76 to 1626 and encodes 516 amino acids. Lineage: Eukaryota; Viridiplantae; Streptophyta; Magnoliopsida; Poales; Poaceae. Gene Ontology annotation, molecular function: oxidoreductase activity, acting on paired donors, with incorporation or reduction of molecular oxygen; heme binding; iron ion binding. The record is from RefSeq and is a predicted model, not a curated record. The transcript has 2 exons.
ACAUCAAAACACCAGCUCACCAUCGAUCGGUAGCACUGAAACACAUCACUCUUCACUUCCCCAGUUCACCCAGUCAUGGAUAAGGCCUACGUGGCCAUCCUCUCCUUCGCCUUCCUCUUCUUGCUCCACUACCUCGUGGGCCGCGCCGCCGGCGGCGGCAAGGGCAAGGGCGCGCAGCAGCUGCCGCCGAGCCCUCCGGCCGUCCCAUUCCUCGGCCACCUCCACCUCGUCAAGACGCCGUUCCACGCGGCGCUGACCCGACUCGCCGCGCGCCACGGCCCGGUCUUCUCCCUGCGCAUGGGGUCCCGCCGCGCCGUGGUGGUGUCCUCACCGGAGUGCGCCAAGGAGUGCUUCACGGAGCACGACGUGGCCUUCGCGAACCGCCCGCGCUUCGCCUCGCAGCAGCUCUUGUCCUUCGGCGGCGUCGCGCUCUCCACGUCCAGCUACGGCCCCUACUGGCGCAACCUCCGCCGCGUCGCUGCCGUGCAGCUCCUUUCCGCGCACCGCGUCAGCUGCAUGAUCCCCGUCAUCUCCGCCGAGGUGCGCGCCAUGGUGCGGAGGAUGAACCGUGCCUCGGCGGCCGCGCCCGGCGGCGCCGCGCGGAUCGAGCUGAAGCGGAGGCUGUUCGAGCUGUCCCUCAGCGUCCUGAUGGAGACCAUCGCGCAGACCAAGACGUCCCGCACCGAGGCGGACGCUGACACGGACAUGUCACCGGAGGCCAGAGAGUUCAAGCAGAUCGUUGACGAGGUCGUACCGUUCCUUGGCUCGGCUAACCUAUGGGACUACCUGCCGGUGUUGCGGUGGUUCGACGUGCUAGGCGUGAGGAACAAGAUCCUAGCCGUGGUGAGCAGAAGGGACGCGUUCCUGCGGAGGCUCAUCGACGCGGAGCGACGGAGGCUGGACGACGGCAGCGAGAGCGAGAAGAAGAGCAUGAUCGCCAUGCUGCUCACUUUGCAGCAGUCAGAGCCGGAGGUCUACACGGAUACUAUGGUCAUGGCUCUGUGUGGGAAUUUAUUUGGCGCCGGAACGGAGACCACAUCGACGACGACAGAAUGGGCCAUGUCGCUGCUGCUGAACCACCCGGAGGCGCUCAGAAAGGCGCAGGCCGAGAUCGACGCGGCCGUGGGCACCUCCCGCCUGCUCACCGCGGACGACAUGCCUCGUCUCACCUACCUCGACUGCGUCAUCAGCGAGACCAUGCGUCUCUACCCUGCCGCGCCGCUGCUGCUGCCGCACGAGUCCUCCGCGGACUGCAAGGUCGGCGGCUACGACGUGCCUCGCGGCACGAUGCUGCUCGUCAACGCGUACGCCAUCCACAGGGACCCCGCGGUGUGGGAGGACCCGGGUACGUUCAGGCCGGAGCGGUUCGAGGACGGCAAGGCCGAGGGCCGGCUCCUGAUGCUGUUCGGGAUGGGACGGCGCAAGUGCCCCGGGGAGACGCUCGCGCUGCGGACCAUCGGGCUGGUGCUCGGUACGCUGAUCCAGUGCUUCGACUGGGACAGGGUUGAUGGGGUCGAGGUUGACAUGACCGAGGGCGGCGGGCUGACCAUCCCCAGGGCCGUUCCCUUGGAGGCCAUGUGCAAGCCUCGUGAGCUCUUACGCGAUGUUCUUCAUGAGCUCCGAUAGAACGACUUCUUGGCAUCUUUGAGUCUUCAAUUCAUGGGGAAAGGGGGCGUCAGCAUUGAGUACUCUAGUACGCUUGGUUGACAGUGUGUGAUGUACUGCUAAAUAAGCUUGUGAGCAUAUUCGUGUUGCCGUCUGUAAAUUGUGCGGGGAGAUUUAUAUGAACAACUAGCAGUUGUUUGAGAGUA